GUUGCGUCAUCAGUGCGCGACACCGCGGCAUCAGAAUGCUGACAUGGCCGCGUCUAGCGAGCUGAGACUCACUUUAUGUAUCUGUCUUGUUCUUAUCCUGGGAUUUUCUUCGGUUUCCGCGCUCAUUGAGGGACUGUAUUGCGGGACUCAAAGCUGUUAUGACGUGCUGGGAGUCUCGCGUGACGCCAGUAAAGCUGAGGUCGGACGCGCGUACCGCCAGCUGGCCCGGCGAUAUCACCCGGACAGAUAUCAGCCCGGAGAGAGCGACGAUUCCCGCGAAACCGCGCAUCAAAAGUUUCUGCUGGUCGCUACUGCUUACGAGACACUCAAGGAUGAAGAAUUACGUAAGGACUAUGACUACAUGCUGGACCACCCAGAGGAAUACUACAGCCACUACUAUACCUACUACAGGAGAAGACUUGCUCCCAAAGUAGACGUUAGGAUAGUGAUUCUUGUAACUAUCUGUGCAGUUUCACUGUUUCAGUAUUUCAGCUGGUGGAGUAGUUACACAGAAGCCAUCAACUACCUGAUGACGGUUCCCAAAUACCGCAUCCAGGCUACUGAACUGGCCAAGCAGCAAGGUCUGCUGAAUAGAACCAGAGAGAAGGGCAAGAACCGGCGCUCCAAAGAGGAGAUCCGUGAAGAGGAGGAGCAGAUUAUCAAAGACAUAAUCAAGAACAAGAUAGACAUCAAAGGCGGCUAUCAGAAGCCCAAUGUAUCUGAUAUUCUGCUUUGUAAAAUCAUUCUGUUCCCUUACCAUCUGUGCACCUAUGUGGCAUGGAACUUCUCGUGGUUUUACCGUUUCACCAUUCGCCGGGAGGAGUAUGGGGAUGAGGAGAGACUUUACAUUAUCCGCAAGUACAUGAAGAUGUCACAGGCUCAGUUUGAUGGUCUGGACAACAGCCUGAUAGAGACUUUCCUCAAGCAGCAGCUCUGGAUCAAAGAGAAUUAUGAGACCUACAAAGAGGAGCAGGAGGAAGAAAUGAAGAAGAAGAUGGCCACAGACUCACGAUGGAAACGCUACAGGCGUUGGAUGAAGAGUGAGGGGCCUGGACGCAUCACUUUUGCUGAUGAUUGACCUCACUUGAACAGAGAGCCACCCCAGAUGCACGUCCAGCCUGAACAGCCUGAGCUCAUAUGAGUUAUGACACAUAGCUCUGUGCGUCCUUGUUUACAAUAGACUGACAAUGUGCAUGUCAUUUACAAGACUGCCUUUCCUCAUAUAAAGUCUUUAAAGGCUUUUUGAUUGUACUUAUGGAGGAUCAUUUGAUUUUUCUGUCAAUGCAUUGUAGGAACAGACUGUGUUGGAAACAUAACGAAAAGUAACUGUGUAAUAACAUUGUGUUGUUUUACCAGGAGAAAUAUUAUCACAGGCUGAAGAAACCCAGAGUUAUAGUUUGAAAAAUGCCUCAUUUCAAACACUGAAAGGCUUUGUGUCUAUUUCUUUCUGUCAGCUAUAAAUGUUACGUCACCCGAUGCUGUGCUUGUGCCCUGAAGGCAUUUCCCCCCCUCUUUCUUUCUUCCUUUUUUUGCAUGUAUAAAAUCACAUUGAAUUCAUCCAGCUUUAGUACUGAAAUAACGUUUUAUGGUUUGGUUAGCAAUACUUGUUUACCUUGUAGUAAUUCCUGUUCAUGAGCAUCCUGGUGACAUCCAUGAUAUCACUUUAAAACAGUGCAGACAACAGGUUGUCAUGUAGUUGAUAUAAUAUUUUAUCAGUAAUUUAUCAUAUAUUAUUAUCUGUGCAUUACCAAUGCUGCACAUAAAUAGGUCUAUCCCCAAUGACUUUUCAUUGAUUCAAGGUAGUAUGUAUUUGACUAUGUGCCUUCAAUUAAUGCUUAUAAUUGGGGUGUCACGAUAAAUCGAUUUGUUGAUCGAUUGUUUUUUUUUUUUCAGAAUACAUCGUGAUUCUUUCCUGAAUUCAGAAAAUUGCAGAAUCGAUCCACAAUUUAUCAUGACAUCCCUAUUUGUAAUUUCUUCAUUUCAGUGGAAUUUCAAAAUACAUU
Molecule: messenger RNA, 2003 nt
Organism: Carassius carassius (crucian carp)
Lineage: Eukaryota; Metazoa; Chordata; Actinopteri; Cypriniformes; Cyprinidae
Gene: dnajc25
Product: DnaJ (Hsp40) homolog, subfamily C, member 25
Exons: 4
Coding region: 44-1078 (344 amino acids)
Biological process (GO): protein folding
Cellular component (GO): endoplasmic reticulum membrane
Source: RefSeq, a predicted model, not a curated record